CGGACCUGAGAGCAGCUCCGCUUCUGCACCCUGCACAAGGCAGGACAGAGCCGUGUCUCCCCUCAGCUUCUGUGGAGGAUGAGUAAAGAAAGCCGGUCUGUUUUCUAAACUAGACAAGUGUCGCUUUAUUUCUAUCCUUUAAUUCUCGUCGAGGAACUCGCUCUUGCUCGCUGGUUAAACGCAGUCGACCUGCCUUUAGUUACGUGCUGCGGUUAACGUUAGCAUCGGCAGGAACUUUCCAAAACAACGUUAGCUUACGUGCUGUUAAACCCACAGUUUGGUAUUUUGUUCCAACAGCUGUAUUAAAAGGGUCCCACAGUCAUACCACCGUGGAGGUUGUGUUUGCUGACCCUCCGGCAGACCCCCGUAAAGGAUUGCAGCACUGGGAUGAUUUUGAUGGAGUGAGACAUUGCUGUCAAGGGAAAUCUACAAGAAAGCUGACAUCUAGGUUAGGACAAUUGAAGUAGCAACUUGGAAUCUUCUCACCUGCAUUCGAACCCUGAACUGAAUUGAACUGCAUAAUGGAUGGAAUAGACACCUUGCAGAGCUCAGCCCCAGAGACCAAGGCUGAGAGAAUUGCUCGCUAUAAGGCAGAGAGGAGAAGGGAGCUUGCAGAGCGCUAUGGCAACACAGAUGAAUUCACCUCCAAAUAUGUCCGCAGGGACAGGAAAAUUGUCGACACAACCGAAACAGUGUCUUCAGAAGCCAAGGAGAAGGAAAAAUGUGAGGAUAAUGGAUCAGAGCAAACCUAUACCAGGAGGGGCCUCAGAAAUAAAGUUGCAGAACCCGCUGAUGAGCCUGCCCAGGAAAAAGAGGGUACUACUCAGACAGACACAAUUUUGUCCUCUAAAUCAGAAGCUGUCUCCUCCAUUAAGAUGCCCUCUCACUUCAGGCUGGCGGAAACUGAUGACACAGAGGAGCCAAAGGUUGACGAGAAGCCUGAGGAAUCAGCCAAGAGGACUUCCAAGAUGUCUCUUUUUAGGGACAUGGAGGGGGCAGAGGAUGGAAGCAGCGGCCGAUCUGCUGACAGGCUAAAGUGUCAGCUAAUUAGCAACGACGAUGAGGAAUCCUCGACCAGCCUUUCCAAAACUGAUAUAAGCAAGGUAAUGGAUGAGAAAGAGGCCACCGAUGAAGCUGAAGAUGAGUGCGAAUAUGCUGCCACUGAGGAAGAAAAGAAGCCUUCUAGCGUCUACUCUGACAGAGCUCUCCCCCUCAACAAGAACAGAGACGCCUCCCCCCCUCCCUCUCCUCCCUGCCAGCUUGCCUCACUUCAGCGCCAAGACUCAGGGCCACGAGGCAUCAAGGGAAUCUUAAAGAAAAGCCGCUCCACAAGCGUGGAGUCGGACCACAGCGAGGGAUCGACGCAGGACUGCGCACCAGCCCGACAAAGCAGUGUCACUCUCAGCCACCCCGAGAGUGAGGAGGAGAUGGAGGAUGAGGAGGAGGAGGAGGAGAAGGAGGCAGAGGAGAUGGAGGACGAGGAAGAGGAGAUGGAGGAUGAGGCCAAUGGGGAAAAUGAAAGAGAGGAUGGGUCAUUAACUGAUGAUAUCGCAGAUGGAGGGAGCUUCAGCAUCAGCAGACAACAGACGGGGGGAAGCAGCAUUAGCAGUAGAGGGAGCUAUGAGGAGAUGCGGAGUCCCUCGCCUGACGAGAGCCUUGAGCAGAGGUCCACAGUGUCGGAGGAUGUUGAAGACCUGGACAGCAGUUUGAAUGGAAGCCAGGGCUCUUUACUCAAACAAAGACUGGCAGACUUCACUAGCGAUGGUGAGAAGAAGGACAGACUGAAGAAGGCAAAGCCAACCGAGCUGAUCCAGACAUCACUGGCUGAUCGCUUCGGUCAGCUCCAAGAUGCUGAAAAUUCCUGGAGGAAAAAGAAGUCCGGUGUAGAUGUGGAGCCCAAGAUGUCGCUGGUGGAAAGGAUGAAGAUCCUUAAAGACAAGGAGGAGCAGUGGAAAAACAAAGGCAAAGGAGCAGCCAAUGACUCCAUCCAGUUCACUGUGGCUGGACGCAUGGCCAAGAGAGGUCUUGUGUCAGAUACGGGAAAAGAAGAGUCUCCCCUUAUCUCUCUCAAGAAGUCCAAUGCUACACCUGUGAAGCCACACGAAGAAAUCUCCAGUAGAACUGAUGUCAAGGUGGAAGGAGAUAAAAGGCUUGACAAGCUCGAGUCUUUCCUCGACAAGCUCCACAAUAAAGGCGUGAGCAAAAGCAAGACAUCCACCAUCGAGGUGACGGAAGAGAGGGAGAAAGAAGUGAUGACUCUGGAUGAUGAGGAGACAUUCGGCAACUUCUACAAAGCUGUCUCACCCUCGACCCUCCAGGACUCCAGUGUGGUUCUGACGGAGGAGGACCUCAGCCAGAUCCAGGCCGAUACACCAAAGCUCACAUCAGCUGUAGCAGAACACAAGCGAGCAGUCCGACCAGCCAGAAGAAACCAGGGCUCCAGGAACCCCCUGCGGGCUCUGGCUGCCCGCAACGACAUCCGCCAGGUCUACACCGAGCAAAGGCUUAAUGUAGCCACAGUGGAGACCAAGAGGAUCCAAGUGGAGAGGAUGGCAAAACACUCCAGAACAAACCUGGCUGAUGUGGCCUUGGCGGGUCUCGCCAGCAAGGAGAACUUCCGCAAGGUCAACCUGCGCAAUGUGAAGUCCACCGAUGUUGUCACCAACAACAGUGCGCUGCCUUUCAACAAGCUCAUGCUCAUUCGCAUUAAAGGUCGGAGGCAUGUGCAAGUGCGCUUGAUGGAGCCAACAGCCCGCUCUCUAAACAGCGGCGACUGCUUCCUUCUCAUAACGCCAAAACACUGCUUCAUGUGGAGCGGCGAGUUUGCCAACGUUAUUGAGAAAGCCAAGGCGUCAGAGAUGGCGUCGUUUGUUCAGGCCAAGAGGGACCUUGGGUGUAAGGCCCCCCAGGUGACAGUGCUGGAGGAGGGCAUCAACACUGACAGCAGAUGGGCCAGAGAGUUCUGGAGCCUGCUGGGAGGACAGACCCAAUACAGAGGGGCAGGAGAGCCAGAGGAGGAUGAGCUGUAUGAGAGUGGUGUGUUAGACUCUAAUGGUGUGUACAGACUCCAGGGAGACAAACUGGUGCCUCAUGAAGAUGCCUGGGCCUCCAUCCCAAGUGUCUCCUUGCUCAACUCUAAAGAGGUCUUAGUGUUUGAUUUUGGCAGCGAAGUGUAUGUCUGGCAUGGAAAGGAUGUCCCCUUGAGUGACAGAAAGGUUGCUGUGAAACUGGGCAAACAGCUCUACAGCGGCAGCUACGACUACAGCAACUGCAGAGUCAACCCUUUAGAUUCCUCCUGCACGAAUGAGGAUGUGCCUCAGCAGGGGGAUGGUCGUCCGAGCUGGACUCUGUUUGGCCGGCUGUCAGAGCACAAUGAGACGGCCCUGUUCAGAGAGAAGUUCCUGGACUGGGCUGAGAGGAAGAAGGAGGAAGCGGCUCUAGCCGAGGAAGUCAAGAGCCCAGUCCAUUCCACUGAACGCUCCCCAUUUGACUUGGAACUGCAGCCAUGUGACGCCAAGGCGCUGCUGGACAACGAGCCGGAGCCGGUGAAAACCCUUCUCGAGGGGGUGAACGUCCAGCGGGGCCAUGGCCUAGUGAGGGCGGACGAUGGAAGACAGGCAGAGCUGGCGACAGUAGCUGUAGAUGCCUGGCACAUCAAGGAGCACAGCGAGGAGGAACUUCCUGAAGAGAGCCUGGGCCAACUACACCAGGGUGAUGCCUACAUCAUCCGAUGGAAGUACUCCAUCACCACACUCGUGGGGAAGCGACAGAAACCUGGCGAGCUGAGUGCCGGCGCUCCUGGAAGAGAGAGGACUGCUUGUUUUUUCUGGCAAGGCCGUCACUCCAGCGUCAGUGAGAAAGGAACCUCGGCUCUAAUGACAGUGGAGCUGGGUAGCCACAGGGGGUCACAAGUGUUGGUAAGCGAAGGAAAAGAGCCUCCAUGCUUCCUCCAGCUCUUCCAGGGAGGCUUGAUCAUCCACAAGGGCAGUAGAGAAGACAGUGCCAAUAACACAGGUGGCUGGAGGAUGUUCUGCGUCCGUGGCGAGGCAGAGGUGGAGGCCUCGCUGGUGGAGGUAGAUUGCCAGCAUGCCAGCCUGCGCUCUCGUUCCAGCCUGGUGCUUCUCAACGCUCAGAAAGGCCGCCUCUACUUGUGGCACGGCUGUAAAGCACACGCCAGUGCCAGGCAGGUGGCCAAAAGAGCUGCAGACAAAGUAACUCAGAGGUGUCCCUCAGAGUUAGGUCUGAGCAGUGGCAGCAACGUCAAAGUGGAGGAGGUGGAGGAAGGAUCUGAACCCGCAGACUUCACGAAGGCUCUGGGCCUGCAGGACAAGAAGGCAUACGACUGUAUGCUGCAAGAUCCAGGGAAGUACAACUACACCCCCCGGCUGUUCCGGCUGAGUGCCAGCUCCGGGGUGUUCGAAGGAGAGGAGCAGCUGUAUCCAGCCAGGGUGACGGAGGGAGUAAUGGCCAUGCCCUUCCUGCAGGAGAACCUCUACUCUGCACAACAGCCAGCCCUGUUCCUGCUGGAUAACCGGAUGGAGGUGUACCUGUGGCAGGGCUGGCAGCCUGAAGACACGCAGUGCACCGGCUCUGCAAAGAUACGCUGGAACAACGAGAGGAAAUGUGCCAUGGAGACGGUGCUGCAGUACUGCAAAGAGAAGAACCCGCGGCGCCCCCCUCUGGCCUAUCUGGUCCUAGCAGGCUGUGAACCUCUCACCUUCACCAACAUCUUUCCAUACUGGGAGAAGGACGCCAGUAUCGCUUCAAAGAGCUCCAAAAGCAAGGUGAUGUUAGUGAAGGAGGAGUUGUCUAAGCUCAGUAAGCAGCAGUACUCCAUCGAGGAGCUGACCAGGAAACCCCUUCCAGAGGGAGUGGACCCCCUACGCCUGGAGGAUUACCUGUCUGACCAGGACUUCAAGACACUUCUCGAGAUGAGUCGUGUUGAGUUCAACGCCCUGCCAAACUGGAAGCAAAAGAAUCUGAAGAAAAGCAAGGGCCUGUUUUAAAACACAUCACUUUGUACACAAAUCUGUUUUUUUUUUUAUAUAUGUUCUCAGCAGCUUUUCUUACACUUUUUUUAUUACCAGAAAAAAAUGAUGUCCUCACUUUGUAAAGGAUAAAGAAAAGCAAAUGUACAAUUUUGUUCAAACUUUCAAAACUGAUCUAUUUUUCAUAACAGUGCCAUUUUUAAUGUGUCACUGAAAUAUUUUAGCCAACCAUUAUGUGCAAUUGUUAAACUUUUUAAUGAAAUUUUCCUUGUAUGGUUAAAAAUAGUUACCCCCUCCAUUAUAAAUAUGUAAUAUACUAUAAAUGAAUGGAUGUGUUUUUUAUGUUUACCCCAGAUGGUGUCAAUUUCCGUGCAAGUGUGUUUGUAUAAAAAUUGCCUGCGGUUUUAAAAUUGAGGGAAUUACUCUUCGAUUUUUAUAUGUCAUGGAUAAACCCAGCUCUGUGUAAUGGGAUUAAAUUGUUCAGCAAAAAUGUCUCCACUUAGAGGUUGACAAAGAAAAGAAGCAAAACAAAUCAAAGUUCAGAGUAAAAAAUCCAUGCAAUUUGUGGUCGUUUGAAAGAAACGUGGCGGUCUUUUGUAUUGGGGAUUGUAUUCUAGACAUCUGACUCGGCUCGUGCUGUAAUUGUAACAGCAAAAAUGUUCAGUUUUUAUCUUUUACUUUUGUAUUGUAACAGAUGUGUGUGCAGAGGUGGGUGUGACAAAGUGAACUUCAAAAGCCCAAAGAAAAUUGAAGCGUGAAACUCAGAUUUUAAAACCAUUACAUUCGUCACUGAAACUGACCCAUAAUAUUUUUCAAGUUCGGUACUGAAUACUUCCUGGUUCUUAUGAACAACUGCCUGUGUACCAGUCACAGCAGCCCUCUGAUCAACUGGUUGUUUGGGACCAAAUCGGAUCUUCUUUGUGUGUGUGUGUGUGUGUGUGUGUGUGUGUGUGUGUGUGUGUGUGUGUGUGUGUGUGUGUGUGUGUGUGUGUGUGUGUGUGUGUGUGUGUGUGUGUGUGUGUGUGUGUGUGUGUGUGUGUGUGUGUGUGUGUGUGUGUGUGACUUUAAAAAGUAUUAAGCGUGUGUGGGGAAUGUAAGAGAGACAGCGAGAGAGUAACUGUGCUGUAUAAACUGCCUUUAUAGCUGUAGCUGACGCCACAAAUGUACUGCAAAAACGUGUGCGUGUUAUGUGUUAAACAUACUGUUAAUAUGACUGCCUGCGAUGCCUGAAUUACGAAGUUCCCUGCAUGAUGUCCACCAAAAAAAAAAGUUUUGCUUAACAGACGUGUAUUAAUUUGUUUUUGUUGUGAUACUUAAGAUCUGCCUUGUACGUGGAGACCAGCCUCCAGGCCAGACUUUAUUUCAUGGCACAUAAAAGUAAAACGUUGGUGGUGGGGAAGAUGAGCUAUUAAUGCUCAACUUUCCAUUUUAAAUAAAGUAUUUUUAAAAAUG
Molecule: messenger RNA, 6440 nt
Organism: Dicentrarchus labrax (European seabass)
Lineage: Eukaryota; Metazoa; Chordata; Actinopteri; Moronidae
Gene: svild
Product: supervillin d
Exons: 29
Coding region: 522-5006 (1494 amino acids)
Biological process (GO): cytoskeleton organization; barbed-end actin filament capping; actin polymerization or depolymerization
Cellular component (GO): actin cytoskeleton; cytoplasm
Molecular function (GO): actin filament binding; phosphatidylinositol-4,5-bisphosphate binding
Source: RefSeq, a predicted model, not a curated record